Molecule: messenger RNA, 1253 nt
Organism: Ostrea edulis (European flat oyster)
Lineage: Eukaryota; Metazoa; Mollusca; Bivalvia; Ostreida; Ostreidae
Exons: 4
Coding region: 1-675 (224 amino acids)
Source: RefSeq, a predicted model, not a curated record
AUGGAAUUGGAGGGCCUAAAGAAAUGUUUUAACACAGUGGAGGAGGAUGUCAUUACAGACUUAAUUACUGAGAGACAUUCAUAUGCCAAGGCUUUCAUGAAGAAAGAGAGAAGUGAUAGAGUAUUCAAGAAAUUAGAGGCCAGUGGCAAGAAAUGCAGGAAAGUGGCUUACUGGGCUCGAUCAGUUUCCAAUCACCUAUACUGGUGUGCUGCUAGUAGCAAUGAAAAUGGGGAGUUGGUCUUGGAGAAAUGGUUUUCUGUACUGAACCAUGUUGCCAACAUUUAUGAGGGUCAUGGAAAGCCGUUUCUUUCCUGUUUACUUGAGGACAGAGACUGGAUUAAGCAAGGUAGUUUGGCUUUCAUCGAAAUGGAUAAAGUUGUCAAAGGCAGACCUUUGGUGAAGGAUAUUAAGCAGAUAUCUCCAGCUGAACAAAUUUCAGCACUUGAGGCCUACCAAAAGAUAGUGUGUCACUUUGCAUCCAAGUCCCUCCACUUCUUUUAUGCACCAAUGAAGGCCAGGUUGUACAUAGCAGCUUUGCACUUCAAUGAGAACUCUUGUCGUGAUCAGGCCAAAACCAGAAAUGGAGAACCCGUAUUUUCUGUGUCCUACCCAGAAGGGAGACAUGGAAGUGGUCUUCCUAAGGAAGUGAAAGUGAAACAAUCGUAUAGGGAGUAAAAAUGUGACUGGAUUAUUUAUAAUACUAGUAAAUGACAUGUACAUGUAUUGAAUUGUUGCACAUGUGUCUGAAUUAUUUAUAAUACUAGUAUAUGACAUGCACAUGUAUUGAAUUGUUGUACAUGUGAUUGGAUUAUUUAUAAUACUAGUAAAUGACAUGCACAUGUAUUGAAUUGUUGUACAUGUGUCUGAAUUAUUUAUAAUACUAGUAAAUGACAUGUACAUGUAUUGAAUUGUUGUACAUGUGUCUGAAUUAUUUAUAAUACUAGUAAAUGACAUGUACAUGUAUUGAAUUGUUGUACAUGUGUCUGAAUUAUUUAUAAUACUAGUAUAUGACAUGCACAUGUAUUGAAUUGUUGUACAUGUGUCUGAAUUAUUUAUAAUACUAGUAUAUGACAUGCACAUGCAUUGAAUUGUUGUACAUGUGAUUGGAUUAUUUAUAAUACUAGUAAAUGACAUGCACAUGUAUUGAAUUGUUGUGAUUUGUUAUUAUUUUGAAUUAUCAAAUGCAUAUAUGAUUGCGUAUUUCAGAUUAUGCCGUUGAAUUGAUGCAGGAAGCGAUCAAUGUGAAACUAGAA